Camellia sinensis is the source of this 1717-nucleotide messenger RNA. RefSeq names its product stearoyl-[acyl-carrier-protein] 9-desaturase, chloroplastic. NCBI's taxonomy places the organism in Eukaryota, Viridiplantae, Streptophyta, Magnoliopsida, Ericales, Theaceae. Gene Ontology annotation, cellular component: chloroplast stroma. Gene Ontology annotation, biological process: fatty acid metabolic process. Gene Ontology annotation, molecular function: stearoyl-[ACP] desaturase activity. The record is from RefSeq and is a predicted model, not a curated record.
CUUCUCAUUUACUCAAAUUCUCAUUUCAGUGAAGAAAGGGUUAGUAUACUGCAAAGCAAAUAGAGAAAAAUGUCUUUGGUUUUUAGUUGUUCUCAUCUAGAUUUUCACUCUCUGAAAUUACCUUCCUCUGUUCCCUCCCCAAAAUCCCAUCUUUUAUACUACAAGGUUUCCAUGUCUUCCACCAUGUCCACCACCUCCAAGGUGCCUGCUGGUAAUUUGAACAAGCCUCUUAGCCUUGCUCACAAGCCACGUUCUCUAGUAACUCAUUUCAUGCCACCCGAAAAGAAAGAGUUGUUCAAAUCCUUAGAAGACUGGGCUAAAACCAAUGUCUUGGUUCACCUAAAACCAGUGGAGAAAUGCUGGCAACCACAACACUUUCUUCCAGACCCGUCAUCCGAUGGAUUCUUGGAUCAAGUGGUGGAACUGAGAGAGCGAGCAAUGGAGCUUCCAGACGAUUACUUUGUUGUGUUGGUCGGAGACAUGAUCACAGAAGAAGCUCUUCCAACUUACCAGAGCAUGCUUAAUGGGUAUGAUGGAAUUGGGGAUGAAACAGGGUCAAGCCUCAGUCCUUGGGCUGUUUGGGUAAGGGGAUGGAGUGCUGAAGAGAACAGGCAUGGUGAUCUUCUCAACAAGUACCUCUAUCUUUCUGGCCGUGUUGACAUGAAACAAAUUGAGAAGACUGUGCAGUACCUGAUUGGGUCCGGAAUGGAUAUUCAAACGGAAAGCAAUCCCUACCUAGGACUCAUUUACACAUCAUUUCAAGAGAGGGCAACAUUUAUUUCUCAUGGCAACACAGCCAGGCUUGCCAAGCAUUAUGGUGACAGCAACUUAGCACAAAUAUGUGGUACAAUAGCCUCUGAUGAGAAGCGUCAUGAAAUUGCUUACACCAAGAUAAUGGAGAACUUGUUUCAGAUCGAUCCUGACGCAGCUGUCAUUGCAUUUGCCAACAUGAUGCAGAAGAAAAUUGCUAUGCCAGCUCACUGGAUGUAUGAUGGUCAUGACGAAGAUUUAUUCGUGCACUUCUCAACGGUUGCUCAGCGGCUCGGUGUGUACACUGCGACGGACUAUGCUAACAUACUGGAGUUUUUGUUGGACAAAUGGCAUGUAGAGAAGCUUAGUACACUCUCCGGCGAGGGACGAAAGGCUCAGGAUUAUGUUUGUGGGUUAGGUCCAAAAAUUCGAAGGCUAGAGGAGAGAGCUCAAUUGAGAGCCAAGAAAACACCUGUUAUACCUUUUAGCUGGAUUUUUAACAGAUCGGUGAAGCUCUAAGUAAAAUAGGAAAAAUUAUUUCAUAUCCCGUGUGACAAUGUCACGUAACAAUCUUGAUAAUUGAUUUGUGUGGAUUCUACAUAGAUCUUACGUAGAACCUGCACAUAUCAAUAAUCAUAAUUGUUUUGUAGCAUUGCCAAGUCAAUGCCCCUAAGGACCAACUAAUUGUUCAUAAAAUAGGGGACAAAUGAUGGCUCUACUAAGCCAACAUAUAAGGGAGGGAGUUGAACAUCUUGGGAACCACAAGUGAUUGAGUGAAAGAUAUGGGCAUUUGAUUUUUUACGCUCUUUUAUUUAAGUGUGGGACUCAAGUAGAUUUUAUAUCCAUAUGAGAAUGUGUAAGAAUGUAUGCAGAAAAUUAAGUAAUUCUCCAACAUUGUUGUAAAUGAUAAUUGUGGUUGAUAAACCUAGUCUUCUUUUUCAAAAUUUAGGGGCUGCAAACAAACUCA